UUAGAAAGUAAAUGUGUGCAUACGCCACUUUCUAUUUUAGUAUUUUACUAUAGCAGUUGUGUUGUUAAUGACAUUUUGAGAUUGUUUAGUGUAGAUCAAUAUUACAUAUUAAAUUGUAGUAUGAAUUUAAUAGUUUGAGUGUCGUAGUUCGAGUAAGUAUUUUUUUUGGCGGCAGUUAAUUUGUUAAACCUUUAAUUUUAUGUUUUUGAGUUAGCUAAUUAAACUUUGUGAAACCUACCCUUGAAAAAGAAAUUGUCUCUUUUACCAUAUAUAAGUGUUAGUUGCUGACAAAAGUUUGUUUAACUCAGCUUUUCAUUAACAUCGUUAAGUUUAUUAGUGAAAAAUGCUAUAUUAAUAUUUGUCAGGGGUUCAAACGGAUUGGUUACCGUGGUAACCAUAUUAACUGAUAGCAUUCGAUUAAUUAGGUUUGGUUAAUUUGGCUAAUUGGUUUGGUUUGGUUAAAUAAUUUAGCUUAUUUGGUUUGGUUUCAACACUCCUAACUAAUGAAAUCAAUUAACCAAUUAAUGAUACACAUAAUAUACAAAAUUAUUUAUACUUCCAUGCAACCAAUCACACCAAACUUUCGUGAUUCCCUAUUUUAUUUCUAUGUGCACAACAAACCAAAACAUUAUGGAUAAAAAAUUCAAUGGGCCUGCCUAUAUUCACUAAACCAAAACAUUUUGGACAACUACUAGACUUUAGGAUUACGUGCAAUACCAUGACAACCACCUCAAACUAUGUUAGUUUAAGUGUUUUGUAGGAGAGCUUUAACUUCUUGAUGAGGGGUAUUGGCAUGUAUUUAUGUUUAGGGGUUUGUUGUAAGCUACCUAUAUUAGGUGCAGAGAUGAUGAAUGAUGUAUUAACUCGAAUGAUGGAUGAUUAGUCUUAUUAUUAUUGCUUAUAUAAAAUGAUAAUUUAUGUUUGUUUUCAUGUAAAGUUAUGUUAUUUGGUUAAUCCGUUUAUCCGAUUAACCAAACCAAUUAAAUUUUGAUUUGGUUAAUUUGAUUUUCGUUGAACGAUUUGAUUAAGAUAUUUUAUUCCAUGAUUAAUAAAACUCAGAUUUAAUUGAUUUGAUUAUUACUACGGUAACCAUUUGAACGACCCCUAAAUUAUUUGUCUAACAAAUUGCUAAUUUGUUAAAAUUUUACUCCCUCGACUAGAUGUUGGGCCGGCCACAAAGUCAAAUCCUGUCAUUAACGAGAAAGCCCGGCCCAUGAUCUACGAGUGAAGAAACGCAGUGACGGAUUCCUUCCUUGUAACCAAACAAGCUAUCCUCUCUCAGCCAUCGCAACCUGGUGGAGUAGUGCAGCAACCAGCAGAUAUCAUAGUACUACAGACCGCGGCCGGGGCGAAUUGAACGGCGACGUUGCAAAUCGGAGAGACAGAAAGGAGAUCAAAAGAGAGGUGGGUGAAAAUGGGCGGAGGAAUGGAGGCAAACAAGAACAAGUUCAUCGAGGACUGGGGCGCCGCCCGAGAGAAUCUGGAGCACAACUUCCGAUGGACUCGCCGCAACUUCGCCCUCAUCGGCUUGUUCGGCAUCGCCCUCCCCUACCUCGUUUACAAGGGAACCGUCAAGGAAUUUCAUAUGCAAGAUGAAGAUGCUGGCAGGCCAUACAGGAAGUUUCUUUAAGCUCAUCUGAAGGAUUGUGAAUCAAAAUAAUUGCGGAACAAGUGGAUUCUGGUUUUAGUUUCUUGUGUAUGUCCAUCUUGACAAGCUCCUGACUCUUUCGCCUGCAAGGGGUUACUCUGUAUGUUCUCUUCAUUUAUGUCUUCGUGGCUUCUUUUUACUACGGCUUGCAGUCCACAAACACUUUUUUCCCCCUUCUGCCAGUAAUAAUCUUGCAUUUUAUUCAGUGUUGUGAUACCAUGUCUUACUGACCGGUGAUGUUGGUUAAACCACGUACAAUGACUAAGCCGGUAUGCUUUUAUCACGGCUUUUAUACUGUCUUGCUAUCGUAUAAAAACAGGAGAUAACCAUUCUGAUUUCUAAGUGAGCUAACCCUUGCUAUGAAAGGAAACAGGAGAUAACUUAUAGAUAUCCACAUAGACACUGAUAAGAAAGAGUGAGGUUUAAA
Linum trigynum is the source of this 2075-nucleotide messenger RNA. Lineage: Eukaryota; Viridiplantae; Streptophyta; Magnoliopsida; Malpighiales; Linaceae. The record is from the annotation of a GenBank genome assembly.